AAGCGUUUGGUUCACUGGACUUCAUUCUCCCGUCAUCUGUGUCAAACCAUAGUUCUGGGUUGAAAGCUGAAAACUGUUCAUUUAGUUUCAUCUCUUUUUCACCAUCUUGCCGUGUUUUUGUCCCCCAUCUUUUUUCAAACCCUUUUUAUCAACGAACUGCUGUUUAGCUCGCCGAGCAAUCGAUCGUGCGUCAUUGACCCGCUCAUGUUAGUGCCCAGCUAGCAGCACUUACACCACCCAUUUCCCCCUUAUUCGGGACUUACACCUGAACCACCACCUACCCACCUAAUACCAUUUCGAACUUCUACCAUUCAACAACCGAUACGUAUCUUCAACCAUCAUCAUCACCACCACAACGAUGAUACCCAAACACCUCACCACCGCCGCCGCCCUCUCGGCCACCCUCCUCUCCGCCCGCGGCGCCGCCUUCCUCAUCCCUCCCGAGCUCUCCGACACCGACAUCGCCUUUGCGCAAGAAGUCGCUUCUGACAUCAACAACCCUCCCUCUGCCAACGGCCUCGACCCCAUCACCGCCUCCGCCUCUCAACACCAACUCAUCGAGCUCGCCUGUCCCGGCUGCCCCGUCCUCGUCAAGGACCGUCACCACAACAGCCACCACCCCAAGGUUUUGACCGACAAACCGAACCACUUGGAGCUGGACUUCAAGAUUGAUCAUACUGCUGGAACGGCGGGAGGGGAUAGGUUGCUUGUUAACGGGUUUGAACUGUUUCCUAAUGCUGAUCCUUUGAGGGGGGAGUUAUGGGCUGGACAGGCUUUGGAGGCGGGUGGUCCUGAACAUGUGCGCACUGGCAAGGUCGAGGAUAUGGAGCAUAAGGAGGAGGAGGAGAAAAGUGACCACAAGCACGAUUCCGACCACGAGCAUGACGACGACAAGCGCAAGCACAAGAACCGGAAGCAUAAGAACAGAAAGCACCGCAACCGCCACCCCAAAACCCUCCCGCAAAACCUCGGUUUCGGGCUUCGCACUUCUCUGCCCCAGGUUUCUUCCGACCCCGCCGAGCAGUCUACUGCUGCCGUUACUCAAGAAAUCAUCGACUUAAACCUACAGAUCCUCGAAGUCGGCAACGCCUUCGUCUCGGGAAUUCCUAGCGUGGAAAUCAAGCUUCUGAGGGAUUCGGUCACGCAGAAGUUGAUGAUUGGGAAUAUCGAGACUGCUGCUUCCAACGAGGAUAACGGGAUUCCGGUGCCGUUUAUGGGUGUUGUUCCCGACCAAAAGGAGGAUGAGUGUGAUAACUUCUUGUGUCGCCUGUUGGAGGGGUUCAGGGAGAAGGUUAAGAGUGGGAAGGAGACCUGGGGGAAGCAUAUGGGGGGUUGUCAUGGUGGUCAUGGUCAUGGUAUGGGUCAGGCCGAUGACAACAAGCCUGUUGAAGAGGCUACUCAGGAGGGUGACCAGCGGGAGAUGCCAGUGGUGGAGAUUGAUAUUGAACGUAUCGAUAUCACCGAGUCCGAGGACGGUACUUGGGAGAUUGUCGCCUCUCCCGUUGAGGAGGUCGAGGAAGAAAAGAAGAUCAAGGACCUACUCGAUGAGGUGCCCGAGCAGGAGGCGUCUGAGGAGCAUCACGGUUGGAACGGUCACGGUCACCACCACGGUGGCAUGCACCGCUAUGAGCACAGCUGGGGCCAGUUGCUUAAGAGCAUCACUGCCCAUGUGCUGUUGCCGGUGUUGAUUGGUAUUGUUGCUGGUGUUUCUGUUAGCUUCAUCGGCAUGGCUUUCGGAACCCUCAUCGUCGCUCUCUACCGCUUCUUCUACCGUCGUCAUGGUUCCAGCGGUCACAAGUGCCGUCGCAACGGUGGUGCCGGUUGCAAGCGUGCUCAUCGUCAUCAUCACCACGGCAAGGACGAAGCUGAGGCUCCUGUUGAGGAAAAGGCUGGUUUGUUGAAUGCACAGGAGCCUGAGGCUGAGGUCGAGGCGCCCCCGGCUUAUGAGGAUGCCAAGGUUGCUGAGGAGGGCGAGGUCAAGAAGUGAGGAUUGACCCUGAGUGGUCUGUAUGCCCGCUGAUAAGUUGGGAACAUUGCAAUGUAGGAUAUGGUGGAAGCUCAGGUUAGCGAGGGCAAUGGAAGUUGAAGGGAUAGCAGAGCUACUAUACCAGAUUGUCAAGCACCCAGAUUCGGAGAUUAGUUAGCUGUUUAGGUACGCUCUCUUGGCAAAAUUCCAUUUCAAUUUGUUAUAUUUGAA
Molecule: messenger RNA, 2197 nt
Organism: Neurospora tetraspora
Lineage: Eukaryota; Fungi; Ascomycota; Sordariomycetes; Sordariales; Sordariaceae
Exons: 2
Coding region: 359-1987 (542 amino acids)
Source: RefSeq, a predicted model, not a curated record